Aspergillus calidoustus is the source of this 501-nucleotide messenger RNA. NCBI's taxonomy places the organism in Eukaryota, Fungi, Ascomycota, Eurotiomycetes, Eurotiales, Aspergillaceae. The record is from the annotation of a GenBank genome assembly.
AUGCGAAUAUGGCAAGUAUCUCGACCGGAGCUCCCUCUUGAGCUUCUCGCGCACAUUGUGUCUUUCGCCGAUAAACCAAGCCUGAAAUCCCUACGGCAGACAUUUCACUUUCUGUCAACUCCAGCAACCAAGCAGCUUUUCAGCACAAUCAGGCUCUUUCCGGAUGAGCGCAGCUAUGAACGCAUCAAGAACAUGUUGGAUAGCCCUGAAUUGCGGGCACUUCCCAAACGAGUACACCUCAACACAGUCGAGGAAGAUUAUGACCCCAACGAGGAAACAGAACAGGACUUUACUCCCGACUUCAAAGGCGCAAUCCAGAGCCUCGGACACUUCCCCAACGUCCGCAGCGCAACCCUGCGCUUCAACAAAAACUGCUUCGCCGCCGAUGGAAUAGCCUUGUGGCCAUGUCCUGAAACGUCAGAGUACCGCGAACAAGUACUCAAAUCGUUCUUCUCCUGGCUCGCCGCUCUCAAGAUUCCAAUAGAGGAAGCCAGCAUCUGA